UCCACGAACUUCUUAUUUGAUUAUGUCAUUUGAUCAAUUUAAAUCAUUAAAAAUAAUAAUGAACAAAGAACAAGUUCGAUAGCUCUGUUGAAAACCCAAGACUUUCACUGCUGGUCCGUUUCUUUUUAAAUAAACACAAUUAUUGACCGAAAGUAAGAUCACCGUUAAACAUUUCUGUCGGGAAGAUUCGUGAAGCAAGAUGGAGGACGAUUUCUUUUUGAGCGGGCGUGAGAGCACAUCCUUUAGUAUGUCAUCCCGAAUGGGGAUGGAGGGGGGACUGGUCAGCGGGAAUGGAGACAUUCAAUAUAACUUUCUGCAACCGCUGGACAGUUCCUAUGAAUGCCUAGUAUGCAGCCUUGUACUUCGUCGUCCUGUGAUAUUCGAGAAGUGUGGCCACCGCUGUUGCGCGUCUUGUUUGUCGACUGUCAUGAGAGGCGGGGGAAAAUGUCCUAUUGACCAACAACCCAUAGACAGAGACCGAGACGUGAUUCCUGACCAAGCUUUCCAGCGUGAGAUUGAUCUACUGCAACUGAAAUGUUCUUUUGUGCACAAAGGUUGUUCUUGGUACGGGCAGAUGAAAGACAUAAAGGCCCACUUGGAGGAAUGUAGGUACGCAUCUGUAAUGUGUCCAAAACGAUGUGGAGCUGAGUUGGGGAAGCCCACGAUACGACAACAUUUACUAGAGGAGUGUCCGAAGAGAGAGAUUAAAUGUGACUUUUGUGAUAUCCCCAUUCUGUAUGAGCAAGAAGAAUCACAUCUACAAGUCUGUGGCAGAUUCAUGAUACCGUGCCCCAAUGAGUGUAAGAAAGGGGAAAUUCCCAGAGAGGAGAUGCAAGAGCACUUGGAGAACAGAUGCCCACAGCAGCAAGUUCCGUGUCCGUUCCAUGAGGCUGGGUGUGACUUUAUGAGCAAGAGAAAGCAUUUACAUAAGCACAUCAAAGACGACCCAAUCCAACACUUGGCCAUGGCGUGUGAUGUUAUAUUCAAGCAUUCAAAGACUCUGGAGGAUAACGAAAAGCUGCUCGGAAAGCAUACAGAAAAUAUACAGACAAUGGAAAAGAAAGUAAGCACUCUGGAAAAGCUUUAUGGUUGUCAGCUUGUAUGGAAAAUUGAAAAAUGGGAGAGCAAAAUGGAUGAGGCAAAGCUGGGAAGAAAGACGACGAUUUUCAGUCCACCAUUUCUAACCGCUAGACACGGCUACAAAAUGGCCAUGUCGAUAUGUCCUUAUGGUGAUGGAAGAGCAAGAGGGAAAUUCCUUUCCAUCUUCAUUUGUAUUUGUAAAGGCGAAUAUGACGCUUUGCUUACCUGGCCGUUCUAUCACCGUAUUUCCUUUACCCUUGUGGAUCAGUGCCAGGACCCCGCCGCUCGUCGUAAUGUGACGUAUUCCAUCAAACCGAACACCAUCAAGGAUAACAAACCAUUCCUUGGACGUCCAAUCGGAGAGAGGAAUGCCAGCUUUGGCGCACAAAAGUUUGUGGAAUUAGAAGUUUUGCGAGAGAUGGAUUAUGUUAGAGACGACUGUGUGUUUAUAAAAUGCACGAUCGAUAGCGAGGAAAUGAUUCUCUUGUAAACCAGUUUGAUAGAAGUUCGACGAUGCCAAUCGGUUGAAGCAAUUGAAUUAGACAUGUAGGUGGCAUAAUAUAUAUAUAUAUAUAUAUAUAAGAAUAUUUCAGUUUUGAUUUUUUUUUAAAGUUAUAGCAGUGUUGAUGUUUUACAAAAUUUGCAUCUUCGACGAUAUUUCUUUUGUCGCCACCAGAUACUACAAUGUCAGUGCCGGUUAUAUCAUUUGUUAAAUAAAAUUCAUUACAUCUAGUUAGUCAUUGUAUCGACUAAGUCAUGGCAGUUUUGUAGCUCUCGUGCACAGGGAUCCGAGAAAAUACAAAUAUCGAACACUUUGGACACAUGAUGCAGUGUGGAAGAGCAAUUACAUGUAUGUCCCCGAUUAACCAUAACAAAGGGGCAGAAUAAAAACGACGUCAAGUUUCAGUCCAAAGUGGAGAAGUUUUUCUCGACUUGACGGAAAAGGCCGAGCGAUAUUCCCAUUAACUCCAGUGAAAACGUACAUUUGUACAUGGGCAAGCUGACUUUUCUCUAUAGCAUCUGGUUUAACAUGCUUAUGUAUUUUCUGUGUGGACUUGCAUGUAGGAAUGAGAGUACCAAACCCCCGUAUGCGUAACCCGGACGGAGUUUACCCAAGAUUGAGCGGAGGUAUAAAUGUCUAGGUGUUGCGUGAUUGGCUAAUAUCAAGAGUGAAAUUAUUUGGAAUUGAAAGAAAUAUUAUAGAGGUUCAAAUUAAUUGUCAGGAUGAAAAAUUAUCGCACAAAAUCGAGAAAUGACUGAGGAAAUUACCAUGGUAGGGGUGUGCUUAAUAUGAAGUGUGUAAUUUACUGCAGAUUGCUAUGUGUUGUAAAAAAGUACAAAUAUGGCCUAUAAAAGGCACGGGACCCUAUAUAUUUUUUGUCAUUUUUUAUCAACACUUGGAAUGAACUUUGAAAUGUU
This is a messenger RNA of Ostrea edulis (European flat oyster), 2499 nucleotides long. RefSeq names its product TNF receptor-associated factor 4-like. Gene Ontology annotation, cellular component: plasma membrane signaling receptor complex. The record is from RefSeq and is a predicted model, not a curated record. Gene Ontology annotation, molecular function: protein binding; zinc ion binding. Bases 200 to 1570 code for a protein of 456 amino acids. Gene Ontology annotation, biological process: tumor necrosis factor-mediated signaling pathway; positive regulation of JNK cascade; regulation of apoptotic process. NCBI's taxonomy places the organism in Eukaryota, Metazoa, Mollusca, Bivalvia, Ostreida, Ostreidae. The transcript is spliced from 9 exons.